Messenger RNA from Tigriopus californicus, 1330 nucleotides. RefSeq lists its product as uncharacterized. The record is from RefSeq and is a predicted model, not a curated record. The transcript has 2 exons. Bases 30 to 659 code for a protein of 209 amino acids. Lineage: Eukaryota; Metazoa; Arthropoda; Copepoda; Harpacticoida; Harpacticidae.
UGACAUUGGUGACGGUGACCAAAUUGGGCAUGGUCUUAAUCAACGCCAAAUCUCGAGAAGUGGUUUCGAUUCUGGUUUUCGACACCAUUUUCCAAGGAGGUCUCCUGAGCAGUCUCGUAUCGAGUCUGAAGCUGUUUCCCUUGCCAAGUAUCUCUUCUGAGCACAGUUGCCAAAUCCCAAUCCAUUCCUUGGUCCAAACGUUCUCGGGAACGUUCUGGAAAUUGGACCUCAACAUUGUGUUCCACAUGCUCUCCUCGCCAACGGGCGUAAAAGACAGCGUGAACGGAUUAGAAUGUACGGAUAUCGAGACCGAACGACUUCACAUGGAUUGCCAUUGCUCAGAUGAGCAUCUCCCCUCUGAAAGUGAAGCCUUGAGCGUGGUGGCCAUUGAGCCCGUGGAACUCGAGAGUUUUCUUCAUGGCGACAAUCGCAAAUCCAGACAUGAAGCAGAUAAGAAGACGAAAGGCAUUGCCCGACCAAAGAGGCAAGGCUCAAUAUCAUCAUCAUCGUCGUUGUCGGCGUCUAGGUCGUCAACGACGAAGAUGUCGACGAAUCGGACAAUGUCGAGGUCGACACACACACACAGAGACACUGGUGCUCUUCUGGGCCCAGAAAAAGAUGCAGUUUCAAGAAUUCGUUUUAAUUGGAAUUCUGAGUGAUAAGCAGGCAAAGACAUACGAGUCGAGAGAGAGAUUUCCACUCUAGAUAAUGGACCCCUAAAUUGUUUUGGUUUCAAAGGUCGAGCAAAUCAGGUUGGCCGCUCCAGAUUCGGCUUUAUCCGCGAAAAUUCAAAUUUCUCUCUCUCUCUCUUUCUCUCUCUCUCUGUCUCCUAUUCUGGAUGGACGGAAUUUGAGAAUUGUUCCGCUAAAAGGGAAAACGAAAAGCCGGUCCUAGUUUGUAUUGUAAACCUGAGCAGUUGGCCUAGCGAGAUUUCAAAUGCAUUGGCGGGAAUUCUUGAAACUGGUAAUUAAUCGAACUUCUACCUUUCUGAAACUGCUCGUCGCUGAAUCGAAGCCCAACUCAUUACCCGGACUUAAUUAAGUGGGGCGCGAAUAACUUGGGCAAAAAAGUUUUGAGCAAACUUUCUUUGUCACACCAACCAGCCAACCACAACCACCAUCACCUCCAACCACCCAGACUGGAUCGGAUCAAGAGCUCAGGAUAUGGGAGUGAGCCACCGCGAAGAAACUCGUUUCAACCCAGAAUAAAUCGAACCCAUAAAAGGUAUCAUUCUGGUCAAAGUGAAAUCACGACUCGAUUUCGUCAAACGAGAUUUGAGUCCUUGUUUAGAGCCUUACAAUACGAAAAUCACCUUCAAAUGCACUUUAAC